AUGGCGGAGCUGCCUAUCGCCCCGGGCCAGAUCUACAUCGAGGUGGAGUACGACUAUGAGUACAAGUCCAAGGACCGCCUCAUCACCAUCCGGCACGGCGAGUGCUACAUGCUGGUCAAGAAGACCAACGACGACUGGUGGCAGGUGAAGAAGGAGGAGGGGACCAAGGCCUUUUACGUGCCCGCCCAGUACGUCCGAGAGGUCCGGAAAGCGCUGAUGCCCCCGUCCAAACCCGUCCCGCACCCCCCCUCCGCCUCAGGGGACCCCCCCGCCCGGGUCAAGCCCACCUACCUGGAGCUGGGCUCCUCCCACGACCGGCCGGCCGAAGGCCUCCACCGGAACGAGUCCAAAGGCAGCCGGCGCUCUCCCUCGGCUCUGACCUCCUCCUCCACUACCAGCCACUUCAGCCCCCCGGUCCAGCGGAGGAACAGCAACCACCACCACCCCCCCCCCCCCCCCCACCCCCCCCACGCCCCCGGCACGCCCACCGAGCAGGAGCGGGCUCUGGCCGGCAUCCUGGUCAGCGGCGUGGCGCCGCAGGCCUCCCAGAAGGGUCAGUCCAGCACGCUGCCCCGCGCCCGGGCCCGCUCCCCCGAGGAGCUGACCCGGGCCCGCUCCCCCGAGGACCCGGACCCGGACCCCGCCGGGCCCCAGCUCUGCGACUCGGCGGGAGAGGAGCGGCGCACCAUCGACUCGGAACCGCUCCAGAAGUGUUUUGCUCUGCCUGUGAAGAACAAAAGAGGCCAGAAAGAUGAAACCAGGAGCUGCCUCUGCUCCGUCUGGCCCAUCACCAGCCUGUCCUGA
This is a messenger RNA of Menidia menidia (Atlantic silverside), 804 nucleotides long. Lineage: Eukaryota; Metazoa; Chordata; Actinopteri; Atheriniformes; Atherinopsidae. The record is from the annotation of a GenBank genome assembly.